AUGUUCCGUCCCGCCGUUAGAGCGCUCGCGCGCGCGCCUGCUGUCGCCCGUGGUCCGGCGAACACCCGAUUGAUAAGCACUGGUCCAACACCGAAAUCCAGAAGCUUGAAGAGCACCGUGCUUCGUCUUGGAUUGGCUGGUGGUGCCAUCUACUAUUACAACAACAGUAGUGUCUUCUCCGAGGAGCCUUCCUUCUCUGUUCUCUCCUACCUGCAAGAAGAUACCUCCAAAGCAUCCUCCCAGACCCUCGAUUCCAUUACCCCCAAGAUUCGGGAAGAGCGGGCCGCCGCCCAGGCUAAGCAAGGUGGUUUGGAACAGCUCGAGCAGGAAGCCGGUGAACAAGCUGCCUUUAACCCAGAGACUGGCGAGAUCAACUGGGACUGCCCUUGCCUAGGUGGUAUGGCCCACGGCCCUUGUGGAGAGGCCUUCAAGGCCGCGUUCAGCUGCUUCGUGUACUCUGAGGAGGAGCCCAAGGGCAUGGACUGCAUUGAGAAGUUCAAGGACAUGCAAGAUUGUUUCCGUCAACACCCCGAUGUCUACGGUGCCGAGUUAGAGGACGACGAGGAGGCCGGUCCUGAGGGCGCUCCUCCUACCCCUGCCCCCGCUUCACCUGAACAAUCAUCUCCUGCCAGUGAGCAGGAGACACCUGCUCAACCCAUUGAACAAGGUAUCCCGGCCGCCGCCGAUGAGGGUGAUGUCCUAGUCCCCAAGGCUGCCCAUGAUGCCGAGCAGAAGAACGAGCAGAUCGAGAAGACUGAGAAAUAA
Molecule: messenger RNA, 765 nt
Organism: Penicillium angulare
Lineage: Eukaryota; Fungi; Ascomycota; Eurotiomycetes; Eurotiales; Aspergillaceae
Product: coiled-coil-helix-coiled-coil-helix domain-containing protein
Exons: 3
Coding region: 1-765 (254 amino acids)
Biological process (GO): protein import into mitochondrial intermembrane space
Cellular component (GO): mitochondrial intermembrane space
Molecular function (GO): protein-disulfide reductase activity
Source: RefSeq, a predicted model, not a curated record